AUGAAUAGAUAUAGACUAGUUGUUGAACAGUUAGAGUUCUACUUCUCAGACUCAAACUUGAUCAAGGAUAAGUUCUUGUCAAAGUCUGUACAGCAAUCUGAUCAAGGAUGGAUCUCACUUGAUAUAUUGUUGACGUUCAACAAACUCACAUCAAUGCUAAAUGAUCUUAUCAAAGAUCAACAACAAACAACAACAACAACAACAACAACAAAGGAUGCUCUCAUUGAAGUGAUCUCAAGUGAACACUUUGUACAUAAUAAUAAUACACUGACCACCAACGAGGACAAGUCAGCGAUCAAGCGUAAAUCACCUUUCGUAUUCGUAAAGGAGUUACAACAGAGUAUUGAUGAAAGAACUAUUUAUAUUGAACCAAUUGCAGAGACAGCUACUCAUGAACAAGUACAUCAAUUACUAUCUACAUUGGGUACAAUUGACAAUAUAUCAAUACCUAGGCUACCGGAUAAACGUACCAAGGGAUUUGCCUUUGUAGAGUUCAAUCAAAAACAGGAUGCAGUCAAUGCUAUUGGCACAAUCAGAACCAACUCUGACAAUAGGUUCAACCUCAGAAUACUCUCAAAGUAA
Molecule: messenger RNA, 582 nt
Organism: Acytostelium subglobosum LB1
Lineage: Eukaryota; Evosea; Eumycetozoa; Acytosteliales; Acytosteliaceae
Exons: 3
Coding region: 1-582 (193 amino acids)
Biological process (GO): RNA processing
Cellular component (GO): nucleus
Molecular function (GO): mRNA binding
Source: RefSeq, a predicted model, not a curated record